AGAUGAGUCAAACAAGUGCUUAUGGCCCUUACACACCUGGUUUCAAUACUGUGAUAAAGUUAAACCUGGAUGACGUGGAAGUUCCAGUAGAGUUUAUUGCACAAUACAAAUCUAUGCUGGGAAAUCAUGUUGUGGUUAGGGAUCCUGUAGGGGGGAGUUCACCUUUCAAUUUCUCCUAUUGUGGAAAGAACAAGUUUUCUAUCAGGAUAUUUGAUAGACUGAUGAAUCAAAUAAGCUAUGGUGCUGGCCCUUCUGUAAGGCAACCUGAUGUUGGGAGUUCAGGAAAGAAUGGUGAAGAGGUGGUUGUGUCUGAUGUUGGUGAUAAGGAUGAAGUUGGUGGGGAAGUUCCAGUGGAUGAUGUCGGUGGUAAGGUUGAAGUUGGUGGGGAAGUUUCAGUUCCAGUGGCUGAUGUUGGUGAUAAGGAUGAAGAUGGUGUGGAAGUUCCAGUUCCAGUGGCUGAUGUUGGUGGGGAGAUACCAUUAGCUGAUGUUGGUGGGCAGUUUAUGGAUGUGGAUAACAUUGAAGAGAAUGAUGUAAUUAUGAUAUCAAGUGAUGAUGAGGAGUAUGAUGGAAUUGUGCAAUUAAGUGAUGAGGAGGAGGAUGAUGGAAUUAUGCAAUUGAGUGAUGGAGAGGAGGAUGAUGGUGUGGAGAGGGUUAUUCAUAAUUUUGAUAAGGUCAUUAGCAGCUCUGAUUCUGGUGGAGGCCAGACAAUGGCAUUGCCUAAGUUGUAUGUGGUGAAUCAUAUUAGGGCAAACUGGGAGAAUAUCGUUCUACAAACCCCUAGGGGUAGAACUUAUAGUUGUCUGCUGAAAAGAAGGAAUCCAAGGAAGAUUGAUACUCCAAUCCACAUUGCAAAGGAUUGGUAUCAAUAUGUGAAGGAUCAUGAGUUGAAGUAUAGGGAUGUUGUGCACUUUAGGCCAGUUAGCACUCACAACAAUUUGGUUAAUGUUACCAUUACCCGUGGGCAGCCGUAGUGAGUUUGAUGUUUUGUUGAUUUCCUAUUAAUGUUUUCAGUUUGGACCUUGUAUGUUUUGCCUUUGUUUUGUGCAACUUUUGGACUGGCUUGAUGCCCCUGGCUUGUUAGACCUUUUUGGAUAUGUUUUGUGCAACUUGGUGUUUUAUGGAUAUUAGUUAAUCAAUGACUUUAUAUGUUAUUA
Lotus japonicus is the source of this 1157-nucleotide messenger RNA. RefSeq lists its product as uncharacterized. Gene Ontology annotation, molecular function: DNA binding. The record is from RefSeq and is a predicted model, not a curated record. NCBI's taxonomy places the organism in Eukaryota, Viridiplantae, Streptophyta, Magnoliopsida, Fabales, Fabaceae. The annotation marks the transcript as partial. The transcript is spliced from 4 exons.